AUGACGAGCCAGCUCGCACGUCGCUGUCUCAGCGUCGGCACCAGCGCCGAUGCAUAUGCUCGACGCUGCGCUGGCAGCUGCUGCGUUUCAUCAAUCGGGAAGCUGCCAACACGAACCUUUGCAACGUCCUCUGCAGCACAAAAGGAUUCCGUCACACUUCAAGCUGGACCGUUCGACCCAUACAAUGCUAUCGUGGCUGAAAUCCCCAAUUCGUCCCCAGCUGUGGACGGUGGGCCUCUGAAAGGCUGGACAGCGGCGAUCAAGUCCAACAUUUGUGUCCGUGAAACUCCCACCACUUGCUCCAGCGCAAUGCUGCAGAACUUCACGCCAACCUUCGACGCCACGGCUGUGACCCUUCUGCGCAGAGCCGGCGCGAUACCUCGCUACACUACAAACUGCGACGAAUUCGGCAUGGGCUCCACGAACAUGCACACGGUACACGGAGCUGUGCGCAACCCUGCGUCUCCCGCUUCUAAAGGAGGAGAAGCUUGGGAUCCGCAAGCGGAACGAGUUGCAGGAGGAAGCUCGGGUGGCUCCGCGGCGGCUGUCGGCGCAGGCUUGGUGAGAUUUGCGCUCGGUAGCGAUACGGGUGGCAGUGUACGCUUACCGGCAGCAUACUGCGGGGUGGUCGGGCUCAAGCCGAGCUACGGCUUGGUCAGUCGUUGGGGCCUCGUGUCAUACGCGGACAGCUCGGAUACCGUCGGUGUGCUGGCCAAGACGGUCGAAGAUGCAGCGACCGUGUACGAGGUUCUCGCUCAGCACGACUCCAAAGAUCCGACAAGUGCGAGUGUAGAAGCACGAUCGGAAGCAACCACCAAUGCACAGGACGUUCUCAGCUCGCUUACCUCUUCAGACUCAUCACAGCCGCUCAAAGGUCUUCGUGUUGGAGUGCCAAAGGAGUACUUCCCCGUCGAAUUGCAUGCAAGAGUGCUUCCGCCGUUCAACCGUGCAGUCACCGCGCUCCAAAAGCUCGGGGCCGAAAUCGUUCAGAUCUCCCUGCCCAGUACGCCGUCGGCGCUCAGUGCCUACUACAUCAUCUCUUCUGCAGAGGCAAGCAGCAAUCUCGCCCGCUAUGAUGGAGUCGAGUAUGGCUUUCACAAACCGCGGGCAACGGGUCAUCAUGCAUAUGCAGCGACGCGCACUUCAGGUUUUGGCGACGAGGUGCGCAAGCGUAUCUUGCUCGGUACUUUUGCUUUGACCGCCGAUGCGUUUGACAAUUUCUUCCUUCAAGCGUCGCGCAUCCGAUCUCAAGUCCAGAAAGAUUUUGCGUCUGCAUUGCGCAUACGUGAUGCGUCGAGCAAGCACGACAACACGACGGCAUCUCAGGAAGGCGUAGAUGUCAUCAUCCAUCCUUCGGCCGUGGACACGGCACCGACGCUCGCCGCGGCGAUGAAGGGAGGCGAGGCAGGUGCAGCAGAAUACGUUCAAGAUAUCUUGACCGUGCCUGCGAGCUUGGCAGGGCUCCCGGCUUUGGCGUUGCCGGCAGGUGUCGCCGACGAUGAUGGCUGGCCGGUCGGAGUCACACUCUUGUCUCAGUGGGGCUGCGAUAAAUUGCUCCUACACGUGGGCAAGCACCUCGAGACACGUCUCGAUGCAGAGUAG
Molecule: messenger RNA, 1602 nt
Organism: Pseudozyma hubeiensis SY62
Lineage: Eukaryota; Fungi; Basidiomycota; Ustilaginomycetes; Ustilaginales; Ustilaginaceae
Product: glutamyl-tRNA amidotransferase subunit
Exons: 1
Coding region: 1-1602 (533 amino acids)
Biological process (GO): mitochondrial translation; glutaminyl-tRNAGln biosynthesis via transamidation
Cellular component (GO): glutamyl-tRNA(Gln) amidotransferase complex; mitochondrion
Molecular function (GO): glutaminyl-tRNA synthase (glutamine-hydrolyzing) activity
Source: RefSeq, a predicted model, not a curated record